This is a messenger RNA of Thlaspi arvense, 852 nucleotides long. The record is from the annotation of a GenBank genome assembly. Lineage: Eukaryota; Viridiplantae; Streptophyta; Magnoliopsida; Brassicales; Brassicaceae.
AUGGAGGCGGGUAUAGAAAACACCGGGAAAUAUGGAAAUGGUCUGAGUAGGUUGAGUAGCCGGAGCGAGGAUCAGAUAUUGGAAGGGUCCAAUUUGAAGAGAUUCAAAUUUGAGGAGCUAAAGAAGGCCACGAAGAACUUCAGUAUGGACACUGUGUUGGGAGAGGGUGGAUUUGGGUUAGUCUUCAAAGGGUGGCUUCAUGAGCAUGCUCUUACACCGGUGAGGCCCGGAACUGGAUUGGCCAUCGCCGUGAAGAAGCUUAAAGAAGAUGGUGUCCAGGGUCAAAAGGAAUGGUUGGCAGAAAUCAACUAUCUAGGACAAUUAACCCACCCUAAUCUUGUGAAAUUAGUCGGUUUCUGUUCAGAGGACGACCACCGGCUCCUGGUAUACGAGUGCAUGCCCAAGGGCAGCAUGGAAAGCCACUUAUUCCGCAGAGGGUCUUACUUGCACCCCUUGCCGUGGACCACCCGCAUGAAGGUCUGUCUGGGUGCAGCCAGGGCAUUGGCCUUCCUGCACGAUGGACAGACCAAGGUUAUAUACAGGGACUUCAAGACUUCCAACAUACUUCUCGAUUCAGAAUACAACGCGAAGCUUUCGGAUUUCGGGCUGGCCUUGGGCUGGAAUGUGGAUGACUGCAGCCAUGUUUCUACCUGUAAGGUCAUGGGAACCUAUGGAUAUGCUGCUCCCGAAUAUCUCUUAAAAGACAGGCGGUUGGAAGGCCGAUUCUCUCUCCGGCAGGCUCAGAAGGUGGCUUCCCUCGCAUUCGAGUGCCUAAAUGAGGAUCCAAGGCAGAGGCCUAGCAUGCACAGGGUGGUCACGGCUCUGGAGCAGAUUCAGCAAUUGAAAAACUAG